Lobosporangium transversale is the source of this 1640-nucleotide messenger RNA. Its product is annotated as snare associated Golgi protein-domain-containing protein. The transcript is spliced from 3 exons. The record is from RefSeq and is a predicted model, not a curated record. Gene Ontology annotation, cellular component: membrane. Lineage: Eukaryota; Fungi; Mortierellomycota; Mortierellomycetes; Mortierellales; Mortierellaceae. Bases 307 to 1608 code for a protein of 433 amino acids.
CUCCUUUUCUACACUGACCCUUGUUAAAGCCCCUCUCCAUGAUCACAAAUCGUCUUUUCUAUUCGCUCUGUCUGUCCUGUCAGUCCACUGGCUGGUAAUCAAUACACGCGUAUGAUCUUCACAUUUUUACUUGUUCUGUCAAACAUUUACCCUUCCUAUUUAACUUUUUAAUCGCUUCUUUUUACUUCUCCUUCCUCCUCAUCUAUCCCUUCCCUCCUCCCUGUUCACUUUAAAUCUUGUACAUAAACAUAUUCUUUUAUUCCCCUAUUCUCUUUUCUCUUCUCAUAUUCUUGUAUAUAUCCCGCGAUGACUGAACAGCAAGACGAACAGUAUGAACAACACGAUCAGAAUGUGUUGUCUUCAGUAGUCAGAAUACAUUAUGAAGAAGAUAAUGAUGAAAUAGAUCAUUCCCGGAACCGAGUCUCUGAACAGUCACCUCUAAUCACACCCACGCCAAGAGAAGAUGCAGGAACAAAAGUUAGUCUACACCGUACUCAAGAUGGUAGUGGUCACAGUAUGCAGGCACUCCCACGAAAAUCAACCCAUUCGAUAUCAAGGCAUACUAAUGAGCAACAACAGAACGAGGUAUUGACAACGACGUGGACUGAAUGGACAAUUAAAAAUGGACUUCAUCCUAGCACUUGGACAAAACAUACAUACUUUCGAGCACUAUUGUUGACGACACUGAUAACAUUGGUGGUCUUGGCAUUCACUGUCUUCAGGGUACAAGAUCGUGUCAAAGAGAUUUUGCAUUAUGUUGAUGACCAUAAGAGCAUGGGUGCUCUUCUGUUUAUCUUGUUUUAUACAAUUGCGAUAUGGCUUUUUUUGCCAGGAUCCCUCUUUACCAUUGGAGCAGGCUUUUUGUUCAAGCCCAUACCGUUUGCACUGGCUAUUGUUCUUGUUGGAGAUGCCUUUGGUGCAAUGGGAUCGUUUUUAUUUGGCCGUUACAUCUUUUAUGAUUGGGUCAAGGGCAUGAUGUCACAACAUCCAAAAUUCAAUGCGUUGGACGAAGUGAUCAAAGAUGAUGGCUGGAAAAUAGUCGUAAUGUUGCGCCUGACACCAAUCCCCUUCAACUUGAUCAGCUACUUCUUUUCUAUUACCUCAAUUUCGCUUCACACUCUUGUCUGGGCAACCUUAGUCGGCGUGUUUCCAGGAUCUUGUCUCGGUAUUUGGAUCGGUUCCUUGCUCAAGGGUCUCUCUGGAAUCGAUAACCCAGAGUUGGAGACCAAAAAUAUCGUCAUUUUGAUUAUGAAUGGCAUUUUUAUCGUGUGCUCCAUCGUGACCCUGUCCAUCUUUGGGAAGAGGUCUUUACGCAAGGCAAUGCGGAAGCUCGACCGACACCAUCACCAUUAUCGCCCCCAGCAGGAUCAUGAAAGCGAAAUUGAUGGAGAGACACAAGAGGAGGACGGAGGACAGCUUGCCCCCCCGUUAACAGAUGCAAUUGCAUCUGAAGUCAUUGAUGCUGAGGCAAGGGUGGUCAAGGCUCAAACAUCGAUGGGGUUCACUCGUGGUGAAAAGUGGGUAUUUGCUGGAAUCGCAGCUGUAGCUGUCAUCAAUAUUUGUGUUUGUAUACCACUCUAUUUCCACUAUGCUAGCCAAGGAGAGUAGUAUAAUAAAAAGACUCAAAGGGUCAUCAUCAU